Symbiodinium sp. CCMP2592 is the source of this 768-nucleotide messenger RNA. The record is from the annotation of a GenBank genome assembly. Lineage: Eukaryota; Dinophyceae; Suessiales; Symbiodiniaceae.
AUGGGUGGUGUGGAGAGACAGCUCAGCCUUAAUGUCACAGUUGCAUCCUUCAUCCUGUUCGUCACGGGCUUCAUACAGUCCCGCAGGGACCCAGCCCUAGGUCUUCGCACCUUCACAAUCGGCCUGUUAUUCUCGCCGCGUAAUUUGAUCUGUGGCCUCCUUGCUGAAAUGCUGCUCCCAGUUCCCGACAUUCGGCCCAGGAUCCUCCAAAAGAUCAGCUUGCUCUUUCCAUGGCGACCGCUUCAAGUCAUUUUCGGCUGGUCAGCCCCUGAUCUUGCCGAGGCUUUGCGGAACAACCGCACACGCACGCUUGUAUGCCUUAGUGCUACCCGCUACAGCCAGGAGGAUAUGAGAGUCAUUUGCAGCGGCCUUCGUCGAAACACGAGCUGCCAAAUCCUACUUAUGAAGCUCGCGGCCCUGAGCAAUGAGCACGUGACACUCCUGGCCCAGGCGCUGCAGUACAACCAAGGCCUCAAGUUGCUGGAUGUCCGCGAGAAUGAUUUCGAUGACCAGGGGGCAGAGAACUUGGCAUUGGCAUUGAGGCACAGGCGGCUGCGCACGAACAGUGAAAUUCAUCUCUGGUAUGACACCCGACGAUUGAGCAGACAAGGAGGCAUGCACUACCUGGAGGCAGCAGGGCAUUGCCGCAGUGCUUUCAUGAGGUCUGUUGACCGGCUCUUCGCCUUUAGUGGCAUGUUCCCAUUAAUUGUAGUUAUGAUGGCCCCGAUUGCAUUUCUGACGCGCAAGAGCUCACGCGCUGGAAGCUGA